AUGGCAGAAAAUGAAGAAGAACGAAUAUUGCGAUGGCUUGAUGAGUGUGAUAGUGACUCGGACUAUGGCGACAACUGCUCCGAGCAUAUUGAUCACCACUCAGUGUCUGAAAUAAGCGAAUUGGAGGAUAGCUCAGAGGAAGCAUUACGUUUCGACACUGCGAGAAGUUUCUCUGAGAUUGUUCCUCAAAAUGACGAGCUCAUUCAUGGUGAACCACUACCACCACCACCACCACCACCACUAUCACAAUCACGUGGUUUAUCCAGAGGUUACCAGUACAGACGUAAUCAGUUUAAAUGCUCGAAGAUGCCCUAA
Messenger RNA from Parnassius apollo (apollo), 315 nucleotides. Lineage: Eukaryota; Metazoa; Arthropoda; Insecta; Lepidoptera; Papilionidae. The record is from the annotation of a GenBank genome assembly.